CUACAACCAACAGAUGAAGCCCCCGGUAACUCCUCUGGCUUGAGACUUUUCUCGCAAUGAAAUCUCUCAUUUUUUCCACUGCCUAAACUUGUGAGAAAACUAACACAUACCUCAUUACUGAAAAUGGCGACUCUAGAAGAGGCAGAGAGAAUUGUGAAGGAGGUGACGGGAUAUUAUGGGUAUCUGGACCAUGAUAUGAUGGACGAUAUUGGCCGUUUCAACUCCGACUAUCGUCGAAGAAUUGAUGAAAACUGGCUCAAGAUGGAAAACGCCGCAUCGCAUUCCAUCAAAGUUUUAGCAAAAAACAUAUACGGGAGCGGUGCUAGAUUCGUGUUCGAGCUUCUUCAAAACGCGGAGGACAACAGCUUUCGAAAAGCCGAUGACAAGAAUGAGCCCCCGUUUAUCUCCUUUCAGAUUCACCCAAAACAUAUCGUGGUUGAAUGCAACGAAGACGGCUUCACUAGUUUAGAUCUAAAGGCGAUAUGCUCCGUCGGAGAAAGCACCAAGACUGCGAAACAUGGAUAUGUGGGUGCCAAAGGCAUCGGCUUCAAAUCUGUUUUUAUCGCUGCAUCCCGCGUGCACAUCCAGUCCGGAAACUUCUCGUUCGAGUUCCGACAUAAUAGGAACGACCCGGGUCUCGGAAUGGUAAGACCCAUCUGGGUGAGGCCGACUGAGACGUUUCCUAGUCCCCUCACUCGCACAACACUUUAUUUACACGACCAAGGCGACGAGGACGAGAUAGAACAUCUUAAAACGGUCAUUGCCAUGCAGUUUGACGACCUCCAGGAGACCUGUCUCCUUUUCCUACGAAAACUGAGUAAGAUCAGCGUCGCGUUCUAUGACGAAGAAGGAAAUCUGCAACGGUCGAAGCAGUUUACGAAGAAGAAGGUCGACGACUAUCGUGUCUCUUUAGAAACUACGGUAGUUUCAGGUAACGAAUCUGCUACAACAAGCCAAAUGUAUCACAUUACGAAGCAGUUAGCUACGGGCCUGGCGCAGAGUGAGAGUCGUGACGCUGCUACUACUGAAGAAGCACGGAAAAGUCUCACCUCCGCGGAAGUUGUCUUGGCUUUUCCUCUGCAAAGUGACUAUCAGCCUCACAUAUCUACAAGGAGACAAGAACUCUUUGCUUUUCUGCCCCUCAGGACUUCAGACUACAAGUUUCACAUCCAGUCGGACUUUGAUACGAAUGCCAACCGGCAGGAUAUUGUGAAUACAAGGAGAAAUUUGAACAUUCGCGAUUGGAUUGCCAAGACAUUUCUGCAGGCAAUCUUGGAAUUCAGCCAACAUCCAGUCCUUUGCUACAACUGGCCACUGUUUCUCCCAUCUCAGGACAGUGGACAUGACUCGUUCUGGUCCGGAUUAGAUGCCAAGAUUCUAUCUCUCGUUCAGAAUAAUCCUAUCCUUAGAUCGAGAAACAGGAGUGACUUGCGUCUCAUUCGCGAAGUCGUGGUAGCCUCGAAUGGCAUGAAACACGACGGAGGCAAAGUCUUGCUCGACGAUCCCGUCAAGGACCCCUUUAUCUCGGCCAAGUACCCGCACAAGGUGACUGGGCAUUUGAAACCCUAUGGGCUGCGGGUAGCAUCCACGUCUCUGUUUGUUAUUCUACUGAAAAGAGACCUCAGCCAGCAUGACUCCAAAAUGCGCGCCGACACAACUGCCGAUGACUGGCAUUCCUCAGUAGCCCAGAUGUGUUCCAAGAUAGUUGACAACAGCUGGAAUGGAAACAAAUUGCUCCAGUCGCUUGAAGUUCUGCCGUUGAGAGGCGGCAAAUGGGCCUCAUGUACGUCAGGACCAGUCUAUUUUCCGAUGACAGGGGAUAUCGAAAUACCUGAGGGCUUAGGCCUCAAAGUGCUCAGUAAAUCUGCGACUACCAACCCAGACCGGAGCAAUUUGUUUCGGCAUCUUGGAGCAACAGAGGCCACAUAUGAAGGAGUUCGAUCAGCGAUCUUUUCUUCUUUCAUUGAACUGCCAAAUAUGAAUUUUCAUUUCACUCUUGAUUGUCUCCGCUACUUGUUUUUGACACACUCAAGCCUUAAACAUACGCGGGAAAGCUACAAGAGCAUAUGGCUUUUCACUGAGGAAUUCGAAUUAUAUCGAACUCACGGCCAGGUUAUUUAUCUGCCUGGGGAUGAGCACCCCUUCAGUCCCGCUAGCCUCUUGAAAAAUGCCCAUGAGCCGCCAGACUUUCCUGUCCACUUUCUAUAUCCCGGAUAUUUAUCUAUCGCAUUAGAAGAUCAGAAGAACUCCUUGUCUUCUUACAAACGAUGGCUCUGCGAUUUUAUCGGUAUACAUGAGAGACUUACGAUCUUGUCACCCAACGAAAAUGAAUUGUCGCAGCCUUUUCAGUACGUCCUCACUCAUCACCCAGCCAAUUUCCUCGGCCUCUUUGAACAUCUCUGGCUGUUGGAAGGAAAGGAAGUAUUGAAACACCCGACUAUUGUGUCUCGGAUAAAACAAAUCCCCGCAAAGGAGCUUUGCAAAGUUAAAUCCUCACCAAACCUUAAAAACACAUGGCUUCCUCUACCGGAGCUUAAGGAUUCCGUUCACCGGUACAUGGAGCAUCCAGAGCAGUUUCCUUUCCUCGUUAUUGAAGAUGAUGGCGACGCUGAACAAAUUGGCUCCAAGUGGAAUUUCUUAAGCAAGCACUUUAGUGUUGGGAAGUCUGACGACCUGGACUUUCUUCUCGAGAUACUCCAUUGCAUCCAGAGGUCUUGCACAGAGCCUUUGUCUAUUCGUCAAUCACACAGGGUGUUCGAGUUAUACAUAGCCAUCUACGCUAAACUUUCUGUCUCGCUGAUACCGAGUAUAACGCGAACAAGGAUCAAAAAGUCCUUUGACUCAUGUGAUGGAAAUUUCAUCCUCGCCCCAUAUACCGAAGACGAGUCAACAUGGACAGAGCCUGCCAACUGUGUCUGGGAUGGGCCAUCUGACCUGGAAUCCGUGCAUUCCCUAAAGUCCGCAUAUAAGAGAAGAGGGUUGAGUGAUGAGGACAUCAGCAAUAUUGAAAAUCUUUUUCUUGGAACGCUAGGCAUACAAAACAUAUCGGCGCAUGGUAUUGUGUCGGAACUUGAGUGCCGUUGGGGGACUUGUGAAGAUAAGGAGGAUGAUGGCCAGAUUUUGAGCCUGUACACAUAUUUGCAUGAGCAAAUCACAGUCACACCUGGAGUAAGAGCUGCAUUUGAACAAUCUCCACUCAUCUUUUUGAGGCAGCAAAGUGGACCAGACUGGUACAAGACCUCUGACUGUUUGUGGUCUAGCACAACACCAAUCCGCGGUAAGGUGACGCUUGACGAGACUUAUGAAGACCUCAAGGCACUUUUCGUCGGAAAGCUUGGUGUUAAAUCGCUCACAAUGCAGAUGGUCUAUGAUGAGUUGCGUCAGUCUCCUGAGAGCAGCAUAGAAGACAUAAAGGUUGCUUUAUUCUCUUUUAAUGACUUCCUCCAAAGCGAGGACGGUAAUUGGGACCCAGAGCCUAUCAAAACAGCAAAGAUAUUUCCUGUCGUCUAUCCUGAUGGGACUACCGUGUUGCGGUCCAUGGGUGUGGAAUUCGCAAUAGCAGAUCGGGAUAAUCUACGAUCCAAGUUCUCUGAUAAGAUUGCUCUCCUCGACUUUGACUUGGGGGAUAUCCAUCGAUUAAAACCAUUAUUUAGCUGGCUGAAGAUUCAAGAGCGAUACCUCUCUAAAUGCGUCGUGGAAACAACAGCAAUUUCAGGUGAUUCAAGGGUGCCAAUAUCAUUGCAGAAAAGAGACUUAGGCCUCAAAGCUUAUCAAAUAUGCCGAGUUGCAGCCACAUUCAGGAGUCCCCGCUUUCAACAUGACGAAACCCAUCUUUACGACCAGCUGCGUGCUAUGAAAGUCUUGGAGGUUGAAGGAAUCUCCUCUGUUCUGAAAUUGAGUCAAAACGGCGGACGAUACGAAGCCAGACUCUCGACAGCCAGUGAGCAUAUCGACGAGCCAGCUGGAAAUCUUACUAUAUACGUCCCACGAGAUCGAAGAGCGCAGGAAGUGUGUUUCGGAUCAGUCCUUCCCAGGAAGUUUGCAGCAUGGCUCAUGCGUAACCCACAUACUAAUAUUGAUGGCAAUGUGGAGGUUGAUAUUAUCAACGCCCUGACUUCGAUUUUUGCCAGCGACCGUGCCGUUCUUGAUGAGAUUCUUGACGAUCAGGGCAUGAUACAGUUGCAGUUUGAAGAUCCGGAUGAGGAUUUGAAUGAAGAAGAGAUAGGCGGUGAACAGGUCGAAGAUAACCAUGCAUCUGAUUCGACCCCAGAACCUGGUUAUGAGGUUUCUGACCCGGUUCUCACUCCGACUCAUCCAUCACUGAACGAUGCCUCAAUUCUACCAUUGGCGGUGCGAGAUUUUGAAAUCGAAGAUGGGGCUUUGGAAACCGAGAGAGAGAUAGUUGAGAUUCAAAGCAGCACAUCCCGUCAAGUUCGCCGAGGCGAUGGAAGUACCUCGCGGCCCCUACUUCAUCAUUCACCACAGGGCAGACCUUUCAGCCCAGAGCAGUUGAAUAUCCACCGCCCAAUUCCUUCACAUUCAACCUCCCAAGCGACCGAGGACCAGCGAUAUCGAACGAUUCUCGAAAGAGUCAUCGCGGCGGCUCGAUUUGCGAACUUUCCAUCUGGUGGGGCAUUUGACUUGAAUGACCUGCGAGAUGCCUUACCUGAUUCUGGAGAAACAAACUCAUACUUGAGUUAUGAUGGGUUGGAUGUGUUGAGUAGGUUUCAAUCGACUAGCCAACAAGAACGCGAUAAAAAGAUCGGAGCUGCUGGAGAACUCUACGUAUUUGAGCUGUUAUCGAAGCUUGAGCUACCAGGCUGGGGCCGUGGUAACUGGCAAAGCACUAUAAGAACAUAUGCAAACAUUCAUCCGGAGUACGCUGAUCUGUCUCACUGGCCUAAUCGUGAGACAGCAGACCUUGUCUACUCAGAUACCCAAGGAGAUUUGACACGUAUUUUGGUCGACGCCGAAAUUCUUAGUGACGAUUGGUCCUCAAGACGUCCCAAGUACUACAUCGAGGUGAAGACAACUACUGGGCCAUGUGGAACACCAUUCUAUAUGAGUGGAAACCAAUACCGACUGAUGGAACGUAUUCACCAUAGUUCAGACUUCUCAGAAUUCUAUAUCAUAUUCCGUGUUUACUUCUUGCUAGAUAGGUCGCAGAUUAGUUACUGUUUAUACCCUGAUCCAAAGCGACUUCAAGAUGAUGGACAGCUCAUUUUUACAGGAACGACAUGGUCAGUCACCCCUGGGCCACAAACAUAAUGGUUCUAUAGCAAUCUAUAAUAUCAGAUAGGAAAAUGACGAAAUACAAC
Fusarium oxysporum Fo47 is the source of this 5318-nucleotide messenger RNA. RefSeq lists its product as uncharacterized. The record is from RefSeq and is a predicted model, not a curated record. Lineage: Eukaryota; Fungi; Ascomycota; Sordariomycetes; Hypocreales; Nectriaceae. The transcript has 8 exons. Bases 124 to 5268 code for a protein of 1714 amino acids.